Molecule: messenger RNA, 1973 nt
Organism: Oxyura jamaicensis (ruddy duck)
Lineage: Eukaryota; Metazoa; Chordata; Aves; Anseriformes; Anatidae
Product: general transcription factor IIE subunit 1-like
Exons: 5
Coding region: 112-1380 (422 amino acids)
Biological process (GO): transcription open complex formation at RNA polymerase II promoter; transcription initiation at RNA polymerase II promoter
Cellular component (GO): transcription factor TFIIE complex
Source: RefSeq, a predicted model, not a curated record
GAAAUACUUUAGCUUGCUUUGCAGCUACUUUCAGCCCUUAGGAAAGGAGUGAUCCUUCUAUAGCAUCAGCCUGAAGAUUUCUGUGUACGUGGGACUGUGGUUCAAUUCCUGAUGGAAGAGCAAAGCGUUAUCACCGAAGUCCCAGCAGCCUUAAAGCGCCUGGCCAAAUACAUGGUGCGUGGCUUCUACGGAGUAGAGUACUCCUUGGCCCUUGAUGUGCUGAUCCGCUACCCCUGCGUGAAAGAGGAUGACUUGUUAGAGCUGCUGAAGUAUGAACGCAAACAGCUGCGUACUGUUCUCAACACGCUCAAGGCAGACAAGUUUGUGAAGCUGCGCAUGCGAGUUGAGACGGGCCCUAACGGGAAGAGCACAAGGCACAACUACUAUUACAUCAAUUACAAGGUGCUGGUGGAUGUGGUAAAAUACAAACUGGACCACAUACGCCGGAAGAUAGAAGCGGAUGAGCGGGAUUCGACUACCAGGUCCUCUUUUAAAUGUCCAUCUUGCUCCAGCACCUACACGGACCUGGAAGUCAAUCAGCUCUUUGAUGUAUUUACAGAGACUUUCCGCUGCACUUACUGCAACACUGAAGUAGAGGAAGAUGCUUCAGCGCUUCCUAAGAGAGAUGCUCGGACCCUGCUAGCAAAAUUCAAUGAGCAGAUUGAACCUAUCUUUGCACUACUGCGUGAGACUGAAGAUAUUGUUCUGCCAUAUGACUUGCUGGAGCCUCAGCCAACAGAAAUCCCAGAAUUAUCAGAAAGCUUUGAUCAGAAGAUAUGUUCAAGUGUGCUGGAGCCCUGUGGCAGACCUGAAAAAUGGGCCACCAGAAGUUCGUCAUUUGGCAACAUGUAUACUCAAAACUUAGUUAUUGAUGUCCAAGAUUCUGAGCCCAAGAAGAAAAAGGGAGAAAAAGCAACUAAAGAGCAACCUAUCUGGAUGUCACAGAGCACUGUGGAAGGAGCAACAACAGUCACCAACAAUAGUGCUGGAGUAAAUGCUUCUCAAGAAACUGAAGAAAGUAAUAAAGAAACUAUCCCCGAGAAUGAAAUAAUCAAGACUCUUCUGAUCCAUGAAUCCAAGUCACUGUCUAGCACAAACUGUGCUCCUGUUGUCAAAAGCAAACUACCCGAGUCAGGCAGUGACACUAGCGAGUCUGAAGAUGCCAAGCACUCAAGAACAGCGUUAACAAAAGUAGGAGGCAGCAACUUUGAACAAGAGGAGGAACAGGAAGCUCUAAAUCCUGUUUUAAUGGUAGCUGGUCAGCCUUACUCGUACAGUGAAGUUAGUGAAAAUCCAGAGCUUGUAUCUCUCAUGACAAAUGAAGAGAGAGAAGCUUACAUAAAGGUAGGACAAGAAAUGUUCCAGUCUGUCUUUGAAUAAAUACUAGUAUACUGAAUAUGCAAAUGCAUAGAGUGAGGAAAGUUUUCUUUUUAAUUAAGACAAAAUUAGUUUAAGUUCUGGUCUUAAAUUUACCAUUAAUGGGUUAAAUUUUGUUUGAAUUCUGUGCUGUUAUGCGAGAUAGCACAACAAAAUGCUACCUGUAGUAGCCAACUGCAGUUCAGAAUACUAGCACUGCAGUGAAAGUAACCCAAGUUAUUGUGGGUUUUCUGUUGUCUUAAUGCUUAGACUGUGUGAAUGCUGUAAUCAGGGGUUUUGGAGCAUGAAUCAUUCCAGGAUACAAUGGAAUACAAUGAUCUGAUGAAAAUAAAGUUUCAAAAGCAAUGUCACAAUCUCUUAAGAAAUCAAUUACUGCACCUUUCUCCUAAAAGUAGCAGAGUUCUGUAGCAAAUAUGAAUCAAAUUCCACCAUGAUUUGGUUUUGCUCUGUACCAGUGCAUCCUAUUUUUUUGUUGGGUCAUUCACCAUACAGAUAUACUGUUGUAACAAAUGUUACAUAGCAACUUUCCUCUAAGCAAAGAGUUGCCACUAAAUUUUGUUGGCUAUACAAGAGAAUCAGCUCUGGUAUAUUAACUU